Molecule: messenger RNA, 982 nt
Organism: Pelagomonas calceolata
Lineage: Eukaryota; Pelagophyceae; Pelagomonadales; Pelagomonadaceae
Source: the annotation of a GenBank genome assembly
GCCGGGAAUUACUACAAGAAGGCGCUACGCGCGCCUAGAUCUUCUUGCACGCCGCCUCGAUCUCCGAGAGCGCCGCCUCGGCCAUGUCCGUCGCGUUGAGGUUGAUGGCGAUGCCCUGCAGCGCGCUCUUGACCGCCUCCUUCGUGCCGGCGUACUUCCUGCGCGGGGUAUCGCGUCGAUGGCGUAUGGGAGGCAGCGCGUCGCGUCGCAAAGGUAGACGCCGCGGACAAACAUCUUCUUCAUCACCGGCGACGUGUCGGGGAUCCACGAGAUCAAAAUGAUCUUGUCCGCGGGCCGGCCGUCCGUCGUCGUGUAGUCGUGGUCCAGGAGCACGUAGCGGGGCUCCGUCUCAAGCGCGCCCCCCAACUGGUCCGCAUGGAACGACUCCCACGUCGUCGACCGCGGGUACUCCUGGUCAAUCACUACAGCCUUGCCGUCGAUCUUCAGCGUGAUGAUCUUCACAUCACCCGCCUUCUUGAGCUUGAAGGAGUCGAACUUCUGGAUCACGGCGUCGGCGACGCCGAUGCCGGUCGCCUACGGAUGUAUGGUCGUGAGCACUCUCGCGCGAGUGAGGAAGGGAUCGAUGCGAUGCGUGGCGGGCGCGCGGCGGCGGCGAAUAAAUCAACGAGUGCGAGGCAGCGACGCGCGGGUGGGUGUGUCGGCGGGUGAAAAUGUGGAAUUUUUCUCGAAAAGCCGCGCCGCGGCGGCGGCGCGGGUAGUGUGUGUGUCGGCAAGCGCUACGCUUCUGGCGGCGCCGCGCCGACGCGAGGAGUGUCUUUCAGCAAUGGCUGCGCUCCAGACACGCGCAGCGCGUCGCGCCGGCCAAAGCCAGCUAGGGCCAGCAUUGUGUCUGCAGGCCCAGGCGACGGGUGGACCACGCAUCUCGUUUUCCGAAGCUCUCGUCGACCGCUACGCUAAAGCCGCGCCGAGCAGCCUUACUCACCAUCCUUGAGAUGUCCUCGCGCAAAACGCAGCGGCGCGG